GCGCCAUGGCCCCUCUGCGGUCUCCGCAGCCGUUCGCAUUUCCUGAAACCGGAUCUCGGUGUCAGAGCCGCCCCCGGGCCGGGCGGGCACCUCAGCCAUGGCCCUGCGCAAGGAGCUGCUCAAGUCCAUCUGGUACGCCUUCACCGCUUUGGACGUGGAGAAGAGCGGCAAGGUCUCCAAGUCCCAGCUCAAGGUGCUGUCCCACAACCUGUACACGGUCCUUCACAUCCCCCACGACCCCGUGGCUCUGGAGGAGCACUUCCGGGAUGAUGACGACGGCCCCGUGUCCAGCCAGGGAUACAUGCCUUACCUCAACAAGUACAUCCUGGACAAGGUGGAGGAGGGGGCUUUCGUUAAGGAACACUUUGAUGAGCUCUGCUGGACCCUGACGGCCAAGAAGAACUACCGGGUGGACAGCAACGGGAACAGCAUGCUCUCCAAUGAUGAUGCCUUCCGCCUCUGGUGCCUCUUCAACUUCCUGUCCGAGGACAAGUACCCUCUGAUCAUGGUUCCUGAUGAGGUGGAAUAUUUGCUGAAGAAGGUGCUCAGCAGCAUGAGCUUGGAGGUGGGCUUGGGUGAGCUGGAGGAGCUGCUGGCCCAGGAAGCCCAGGCCGCCCAGACCACCGGAGGGCUCAGCGUCUGGCAGUUCCUAGAGCUCUUCAACUCGGGGCGCUGUCUUCGAGGUGUGGGGCGGGACACCCUCAGCAUGGCCAUCCACGAAGUCUACCAGGAGCUCAUCCAAGAUGUCCUGAAGCAGGGCUACCUGUGGAAGCGAGGGCACCUGCGGAGGAACUGGGCAGAACGCUGGUUCCAGCUGCAGCCCAGCUCCCUCUGCUAUUUCGGGAGUGAAGAGUGCAAGGAGAAGAGGGGUACCAUCCCACUGGAUGCACAAUGCUGCGUGGAGGUGCUGCCAGACCGAGAGGGGAAGCGCUGCAUGUUCUGUGUGAAGACAGCCACCCGCACGUACGAGAUGAGCGCCUCAGACACGCGCCAGCGCCAGGAAUGGACAGCUGCCAUCCAGACCGCGAUCCGGCUGCAGGCCGAGGGGAAGACGUCGUUGCACAAGGACCUGAAGCAGAAGAGGCGCGAGCAGCGGGAGCAGCGGGAGCGACGCCGAGCAGCCAAGGAGGAGGAGCUGCUGCGCCUGCAGCAGCUGCAGGAGGAGAAGGAGCGGAAGCUGCAGGAGCUGGAGCUGCUACAGGAGGCGCAGAGGCAGGCGGAGCGCCUGCUGCAGGAGGAGGAGGAGCGACGCCGCAGCCAGCACCGGGAGCUGCAGCAGGCGCUGGAGGGCCAACUGCGCGAGGCGGAGCAGGCCCGGGCUUCCAUGCAGGCUGAAAUGGAACUGAAGAAGGAGGAGGCUGCCCGGCAGCGGCAGCGGAUCCAGGAGCUGGAGGAGAUGCAGCAGAGGCUCGAGGAGGCCUUGCACCUGGAGGUGAAAGCUCGGCGGGACGAGGAGGCCGUGCGCCUCGCCCAGACCAGACUGCUAGAGGAGGAGGAGGAGAAACUGAAGCAGCUGCUGCAGCUGAAGGAGGAGCAGGAGCGCUACAUCGAGCGGGCACAGCAGGAGAAGCAAGAGCUGCAGCAGGAGAUGGCGCUGCAGAGCCGUUCCCUGCAGCAAGCCCAGCAGCAGCUGGAGGAGGUGCGGCAGAACCGGCAGAGGGCAGACGAGGACGUGGAGGCUGCCCAGCGGAAGUUGCGGCAGGCCAGCACCAACGUGAAACACUGGAAUGUUCAGAUGAACCGGCUCAUGCAUCCAAUUGAGCCUGGAGAUAAGCGUCCCACCACCAGUAGCUCCUUCACAGGCUUCCAGCCACAUCUACUUGCCCGCCGUGACUCCUCCCUAAAGCGCCUGACCCGCUGGGGAUCCCAGGGCACCCGGACCCCCUCGCCCAGCAGUGGUGAACAGCAGAAGUCCCUCAACGGUGGGGACGAGGCGCCCGUCUCAGCUUCCACCCCUCAGGAAGAUAAAAUGGACCCAGCACUAGAAAAUUAGCCUCUGCUAUCCCCUCUUCCCCCAAACUCAUACCCACCAGAACCUGGCCACAGCUGGCCUGUGGGUGAUGCUAGCCCCCGCAGAAGAGGGAGCUAAGGUCCCGGUGCCAGGAGCUCUGGCCCUCCAACCAUGACACAGUCCAGAAUGGAGCCUAGUUCAUUUUUGGCACCAGCCCCAAGCCCCUGACCGCUUAGGCUGUCUGGGAUGUUGAUCCUUGAGAACUUGACCUUGUGCCUUAACCCCAAGGACCCCGUGCCCUGGGCUGGAAAAGAGAGCAAACCAGCAAGCCAACGGCAUGUGCCCUCAGACUGCCACCAGGUUGUGGAGGUGCAUUUCCAAAUAAAAACUGUUCUUGGAAUGAACCCUC
Lontra canadensis (Northern American river otter) is the source of this 2360-nucleotide messenger RNA. It is a transcript of the gene DEF6, whose product is annotated as DEF6 guanine nucleotide exchange factor. NCBI's taxonomy places the organism in Eukaryota, Metazoa, Chordata, Mammalia, Carnivora, Mustelidae. Gene Ontology annotation, cellular component: nucleus; cytoplasm. The record is from RefSeq and is a predicted model, not a curated record. The coding region runs from base 98 to 1993 and encodes 631 amino acids. The transcript is spliced from 11 exons.